Raphanus sativus (radish) is the source of this 698-nucleotide messenger RNA. RefSeq names its product ferredoxin, leaf L-A-like. The record is from RefSeq and is a predicted model, not a curated record. Lineage: Eukaryota; Viridiplantae; Streptophyta; Magnoliopsida; Brassicales; Brassicaceae. Gene Ontology annotation, molecular function: electron transfer activity; 2 iron, 2 sulfur cluster binding. Gene Ontology annotation, biological process: electron transport chain. Bases 88 to 534 code for a protein of 148 amino acids. Gene Ontology annotation, cellular component: chloroplast. The transcript has a single exon.
UUGACACUCUCCACACCAUUUCCACAAGCCAUAACUCACAAAAAAAAAUCAAGAAAACAUCUCUAAGUCUUCUAAGCACAUAAAAAAAUGGCCUCAACAGCUCUCUCAAGCGCCAUCGUCGGAACAUCCUUCCUCCGCCGUCAAACAGCUCCUAUCAGCCUCCGUUCCCUCCCCUUAGCCAACACUCAAUCCCUCUUCGGUCUCAAAUCUGGCACAGCACGCGGUGGACGCGUCACAGCCAUGGCUACAUACAAGGUCAAGUUCAUCACUCCUGAAGGAGAGCAAGAGGUUGAGUGCGACGACGACGUCUACGUCCUCGACGCUGCUGAGGAAGCAGGAAUCGACUUGCCUUACUCUUGCCGUGCUGGUUCUUGCUCGAGCUGUGCAGGUAAAGUUGUGUCUGGAUCUGUUGACCAGUCUGACCAGAGUUUCCUCGAUGAUGACCAGAUUGCUGAAGGAUUCGUUCUCACUUGUGCGGCUUAUCCUACUUCUGAUGUUACCAUUGAGACCCACAGAGAAGAAGACAUUGUUUAAGACAAAAGCUCCGUAACAUGCUGCUUUUGAUGGUUUGAUAAUCAUUGUCUUUACAUUUUGGGUUGAGUGUGUUGCUACUUAGUCAAAUCUAUUGUUAUCUUCUGUAAUUGUUCUUGGUUUGGCCAACCUUUUGGUAAGAUCAAUGGAUAUUAAAAUUAUGAUCA